AUGUCUUUUGCCGAUAUUUCCAAGAGCCUCAGCGACAUCGAGCGCAAGGUGACCAAAUCCAUCAAGAUCCUCCAGAAGGGCAACGACCUGAACUACAAAGAUGCCAUUAAGCUGGGGACCAAGUCCAAUUCGAUUGUCAGCACUAUCAACAAAGGAAUAAAGGAGUAUGGGAACUUUAACCCGUCCGAUGACGAUGCGAAGAAACUGCUGAAUCAGAUGAGCACCAUCGUGGACCUGACCGAGACCCAGCUGAACACCAUGGUAGCCAACAAAGGCCGGCUUGAGAGCUUGAAGGUCGGCGGCCUCGUGAAGAAGAACGUGCAGAAAACCGAGACUGCCAGCAAGGAUCUCUCCAACGUGAUGAUCUCGAAGGCUCCCGCGGGCACCAAGGAGGAUGCCGAGACGCUGGAGAAGAGGCGUCAAGCCGCUUUCAGCAAGGCUAUUGCAGCGUUUGCCAGUUCUACUGGUGGCGAGGAUGAGGCGCUUGGGGACGACUCUGAUUGA
Molecule: messenger RNA, 504 nt
Organism: Colletotrichum destructivum
Lineage: Eukaryota; Fungi; Ascomycota; Sordariomycetes; Glomerellales; Glomerellaceae
Product: Putative Cell wall mannoprotein
Exons: 2
Coding region: 1-504 (167 amino acids)
Cellular component (GO): extracellular region
Source: RefSeq, a predicted model, not a curated record